GGAGGAAGACCGCGCCGGGAGGCCGCUCGUCUCCGCUGGGUGCUCCCAGCCACCGCCUCCGCCGCCAUGGGCAUUAAAUUUUUAGAAGUUAUAAAACCCUUCUGUGCAGUUUUACCAGAAAUUCAGAAACCUGAAAGGAAGAUUCAGUUUAGAGAGAAGGUAUUAUGGACCGCUAUAACCUUGUUCCUUUUCUUAGUAUGUUGUCAGAUACCACUAUUUGGAAUCAUGUCAUCAGAUUCUGCAGAUCCUUUCUAUUGGAUGAGAGUUAUUCUUGCUUCUAACAGAGGAACUUUAAUGGAAUUGGGUAUCUCUCCAAUUGUAACAUCUGGUUUGAUCAUGCAGUUGUUAGCUGGAGCUAAAAUCAUUGAAGUUGGAGACACUCCAAAAGAUCGAGCUCUGUUCAAUGGAGCACAGAAAUUAUUUGGUAUGAUUAUUACCAUUGGGCAAGCCAUUGUAUAUGUCAUGACUGGAAUGUAUGGAGAUCCUGCUGAAAUGGGUGCCGGAAUCUGUCUACUUAUAAUCAUUCAGUUGUUUGUUGCUGGUUUGAUUGUGCUGCUGUUAGAUGAGCUGCUACAGAAGGGUUACGGCUUGGGGUCUGGUAUUUCCCUCUUUAUUGCCACCAACAUCUGUGAAACCAUUGUCUGGAAGGCCUUUAGCCCUACUACCAUUAACACUGGCAGAGGUACUGAGUUUGAGGGUGCUGUGAUUGCUCUGUUCCACUUAUUGGCUACCAGAACAGAUAAAGUCCGUGCUUUGAGGGAGGCUUUCUAUCGUCAGAAUUUGCCCAAUCUCAUGAACCUCAUUGCUACAGUCUUUGUGUUUGCUGUUGUUAUAUAUUUUCAGGGAUUUCGUGUUGACUUACCCAUCAAGUCUGCUCGGUAUCGUGGACAGUACAGUAGCUAUCCAAUCAAGCUCUUCUAUACCUCCAACAUUCCCAUCAUUCUUCAGUCUGCCUUGGUUUCUAACCUAUAUGUUAUAUCCCAGAUGUUGUCUGUUCGGUUUAGUGGCAACUUCUUAGUUAAUUUAUUAGGACAAUGGGCUGAUGUCAGUGGAGGAGGUCCAGCACGAUCCUACCCAGUUGGAGGCCUUUGUUAUUAUCUUUCUCCCCCAGAAUCUAUGGGUGCCAUAUUUGAAGAUCCUGUCCAUGUAGUUGUUUACAUCAUCUUUAUGCUGGGAUCUUGUGCAUUUUUCUCUAAGACAUGGAUAGAGGUGUCUGGCUCUUCAGCUAAAGAUGUAGCUAAGCAGCUUAAAGAACAGCAAAUGGUGAUGCGAGGUCACCGAGACACUUCUAUGGUUCAUGAACUUAAUAGGUAUAUCCCCACAGCAGCUGCUUUUGGUGGAUUGUGCAUUGGUGCCCUCUCAGUGUUAGCUGACUUCCUGGGAGCUAUCGGUUCUGGCACUGGAAUUCUGCUAGCGGUCACAAUUAUUUAUCAGUAUUUUGAAAUAUUUGUUAAGGAGCAAGCUGAAGUUGGAGGAGUUGGUGCUCUGUUUUUCUAAAUGUUCAACUAUUUCAUCAUUCGUGUGAAAGGGAAAAUAUUUUGACACAUCAUUUUGGUCAGAUAAUGCUGUGGUUUCCCCCUCCCUCCCAUCUUGUUUUAAAGUGCUAACUGUCCCAUUUCUUUAAUGGGUGAUGAGCUAUGCCUGUGAGCAGCAUUAGUACCAGCUGCCUUAAAACUAAAGUUUACAUUAUUUGUUCAAAAUAUAGCUAUCUUAUCUAUCGAGUGUUCCUUGUAAUGCUGGAAACCAGUGUAUCUACCUUGCUGUUUUGAACCACUAUGGUGAAACGUAUCCGUUUGAUAUUGGUAGACACUUUUGCAUACGACACUCAAGAAUAUCCCCGACUUGUGUUUUCAAAUAAAUGCAGUUCAGAUUGCCACUUUCCAGUACUUUUGAGCUUAUUUAAUGAGUUCCUGAAUACAUUUAUAUCUAAUCUAUAUAUUUAGAUGAAUUACUUUUUAUACUUUUUUAACUCACAGUAUCCACCUCACUUCCCUUCUUCUCCCAUUUUCUUCCCCACCCACAUAACCCCUCUCCACAUUGGCAUGGUGUAUCUCAUUUUGGCUUUUGGUUCCUAUCAAUUCAGCCACUUCUCAGCGCUGAAAAGUAGAAAAAAAUAAGCCACAAACAUAUUCCUGUCAUUUUCAGCCACUGAGCCAACUGUUCCCUCUUAGUAUAUACCCCUCCCGUUUGUGAUUCUUCCUCCUCUUUUCAAUGAUAGUGUGCACUGUCUUGCUGUGUUGGCCAUGCCUUCUUAUUUCAUUCAGUCACUUGAGAAUACUCUCCAGAUGUGACGUCCUAAUUUUUCUUGUUUGUUUAAAGCUCCCAAAGGAAAGAUAACAGUGUUUGAAGCUCAGGGUGGGGAGGGAGGAAAAAGGUGGAAAAUGAGUAAUUCAUGCUAAGAAUUUAUGUAUGUUGUUGCGCUUUAUAGCAGCAACGUAAAUGUAAACAUUAGACAAUAAACCUUUAUUUAAUAAAUCUGUCUCUUUUUUUCUAAA
Gracilinanus agilis (Agile Gracile Mouse Opossum) is the source of this 2495-nucleotide messenger RNA. It is a transcript of the gene SEC61A2, whose product is annotated as SEC61 translocon subunit alpha 2. The coding region runs from base 67 to 1497 and encodes 476 amino acids. Gene Ontology annotation, cellular component: membrane; Sec61 translocon complex. Gene Ontology annotation, molecular function: transmembrane protein transporter activity; ribosome binding; signal sequence receptor activity. Gene Ontology annotation, biological process: SRP-dependent cotranslational protein targeting to membrane, translocation; post-translational protein targeting to membrane, translocation. The record is from RefSeq and is a predicted model, not a curated record. The transcript has 12 exons. NCBI's taxonomy places the organism in Eukaryota, Metazoa, Chordata, Mammalia, Didelphimorphia, Didelphidae.